Molecule: messenger RNA, 3045 nt
Organism: Callorhinchus milii (elephant shark)
Lineage: Eukaryota; Metazoa; Chordata; Chondrichthyes; Chimaeriformes; Callorhinchidae
Gene: smoc2
Product: SPARC related modular calcium binding 2
Exons: 13
Coding region: 764-2167 (467 amino acids)
Biological process (GO): extracellular matrix organization
Cellular component (GO): basement membrane
Molecular function (GO): protein binding; heparin binding; calcium ion binding
Source: RefSeq, a predicted model, not a curated record
GGGUCUGUCCCAACCUCGGGAGGGUUGUGGGCUGCAUUAUGUUGCAGAAUCUGAUCAAUCAGCGGAGGAUCCGCAGGUCUGGGAGGAGAAACCGCAUCAGCAGAGGCAGGAACUGAGGGAAAGGAGAGGACUUCGAGAUGUGAGGAGUUCCCACACUGCGGUCAAUCCAGGACUCGCUGCGACUCUGCGCUGACACUCGGGGGUGUGAGUGAGUCCUAAUCUGGUGCACUGAGCAGAGCAGACACGGACCUAACCCACACUGUCUGUGUCAGUCUGUCUGUCUGUCUGUCUGUCUUCUCAAGGGAGUCAAGAAACCGCAGGAGGCUUCAUCAACCGAACAGGGAGGGCAGACAAUACUGACCAGGAGACGGGCAUCACUGGGAAAAGCCAGAGACAGGGAGACAGACAUCCUGGAACAUGAGGGACAACAACCUGAACACAUAGUGGGAAGAAAAAUACCGUAAACACUGAGAAGCAGAGAGACAGAGAGAGACAGAGAGAGACACACAGAGAGAGAGAGGCAGGAAUAAAUCUAGAGAUAGGACAGAACUAAAGAGAGACACAUAGACAGAAAUAAAUAAUACGAUUUAGAUAAAUGGAUGGAUGGAUGAAGGAAUAAAGAGAUAAACAGUGAGAAGCAGAGGAAAGUGCAUACAGCGUAUUUAGAAUCAAAGGGGAAGAACACGAAAGGGUAGAGAAAGAGACAGUGAAUGAGGACAGUGGGUGAGUGAGGCAGAGUGAGAGCUGCAGACGCUCAGUGCUGAUGGGCAGGCGGUCAGCCUCAGUCCAGGCUCCACACGCACUCCUCAACAUGUGGCUCACUCCCUCCUGCCUCCUCCUGCUCCUCUCCCUCCUCACGCCAAUGCAAUGCUCUCAGAAAUUCUCGGCACUCAAGUUUUUGAGAGUGGAUCAAGAUAAGAACAAGGAGUGCAAUAUUAACUGUCUAGGAUCACAGCAGAAACCAGUUUGUGCAUCUGAUGGAAGGACCUUUUUGUCACGAUGUGAAUUUCAACGUGCUAAAUGCAAAGAUCCACAAUUGGACGUAGCCUACAGAGGCAGAUGUAAAGAGGCCUCCAGAUGUGUGGCAGAACGGAAAUACUCCCAAGCACAGGCUCGUAAAGUCCUCCAGGAGCUUUUUGUCCCAGAGUGUAAUGAAGAUGGAACAUACAGUCAGGUCCAGUGUCACAGCUACACCCGAUACUGCUGGUGUGUCACUCCUAACGGCCGGCCUAUCAGUGGCACAGCUGUAGAACGUAAAACACCCCGCUGUCCAGGCUCUGCCACAGAAAAAGUGCCCCAGCGAGAAAAAAGUGGUAAAAAAGUCUCUUUUCAAAUUUUUUCGUUUCUAAACUCAGAUGACAUUUCAGCUCCUGUACUGAACACUCCGCGUCAAGUUGAUGAAGAAGACAUUGCUACCCAUUACCCAACAUUGUGGACUGAACAGGUGCGAAGUCGGCAGAACAAGACCAACCGUCAUCCAGCCUCGUCAUGUGACCAGGAACAUCGAUCAGCUUUGGAAGAUGCGAAAAGGCAUAGGAACGAGGCUAUUUUUAUUCCAGAAUGCGCCAGUGGAGGUCUUUAUAAACCCAUCCAGUGCCACCCCUCGACUGAAUACUGUUGGUGUGUUCUGAUUGACACUGGCCGCCCAAUCCCAGGAACCUCCACACGACAUCAGCUGCCGAAAUGCGACAUCAAUGCCAGAGCCCAGCCAGUGAAGCACAAGAAUCUGUACAAAGACCGGUUACUCUCAGGGUGUCCCGGGGCAAAGAGAAAUGAGUUUCUUACCAGUGUGCUGGAUGCAUUGUCAACAGAUAUGGUGCAUGCAGUGUCUGAUCCAUCCUCUUCUGCUAGCAGAAUGUCAGAACCAAACCCCAGUCAUACGCUUGAAGAAAGAGUGGUUCACUGGUACUUCAAACAAUUGGACAAAAACUCAAAUGGUGACAUUGGGAAAAAGGAAAUCAAACCCUUCAAGAAGUUUCUGCGCAAAAAAUCUAAACCGAGGAAGUGCUCAAAGCGAUUUAUCGAAUAUUGUGACCAGAAUUCUGACAAAUCCCUAUCAAUCCAGGAGCUAAUGGGCUGCCUUGGAGUAACUAAGGAAGACGCUCCCAAACCCAACUAUGCAGGCACUUCAGCAGCCAAACAGCAAUCAUCAAAGAAGCAAGGUUGAGACCUGUCAACAUCCCUGAUCCACACCCAACAACUGUGGCUUAAAGGAGCCAACUGCAGCAAAAACAAAGCAAUAACAAUAUAGUAUUUGCACUUUGUACUUUAUAUGUAAAUUCACAUUUUAGAAAGAAGAUAUUUAAGCAGACUUUUCAAUCUGUGAAAACUUGUAGUUAGGUUUUAUAAUUUAUCAUAUACAAUGUAUGUGAUCUCUUUCUUUUGAAAGCUCUAUUUGCCCGAGAUUUCGACACUUUUCUUUUGCAGAACAUUUAUACGUAAAUACAUUGCAAGAACCAAAUACUUAAAAGAGAUUUUCAGUGGAAUACCUUUCACAACCAUAAGCAGAAAAAUCACGCAUAGUUCCUUGAUGACCUGCAUUUAUUGAUUAUUUUUUAUCUUGAAGCUGUAUAAUUGUAGGGAUGCUGCUAUCUAAAGUAGAUCUGGAUUCCCUUCCUUACUCAUAGUGAUCAACAGUUAUAAACACAGUUCCUGCAUUUUGACCUUCUUACAUUUUUGAAUGUUCAUUUCUGAUGGGACUUUAAAGUAGCCAAUAGCAGUGAAAAGUUUGGAGUUUACAUAGGUUUAGAAUUAUUUCCUUUACUUUGUAUAUUUUAAUGUUUGGCUUUUAUUUAUUCCAUGACUUUGAGUAAUCACACAAUAAACUUGGAGUGGGAAUGUUAUGGAUAACUGUGUUACUCUUCAGUGAUUGUGUACCUCCCAUCCUACCCUCCCCUCAAGCAUAUUGCUACUGUCAAAGCACACAUUGUAAAUCUAAUCUCUGGGGGGACAGGAAGGAUAGUUUGCUGUUCUCUCUUGCCUACACCUGGUGCAAACACCCUCAGGUGUUCCCUGACCCAGCAAAACCACAAAUCUUUAUCAGUC